This is a messenger RNA of Heteronotia binoei (common prickly gecko), 1361 nucleotides long. It is a transcript of the gene TNFRSF14, whose product is annotated as TNF receptor superfamily member 14. Gene Ontology annotation, biological process: positive regulation of T cell migration; apoptotic process; positive regulation of peptidyl-tyrosine phosphorylation. The coding region runs from base 432 to 1361 and encodes 309 amino acids. The record is from RefSeq and is a predicted model, not a curated record. Lineage: Eukaryota; Metazoa; Chordata; Lepidosauria; Squamata; Gekkonidae. The transcript is spliced from 8 exons. Gene Ontology annotation, molecular function: transmembrane signaling receptor activity; protein binding. Gene Ontology annotation, cellular component: membrane; external side of plasma membrane.
GAAAAAACAGACGCUCUUUAACUCAGGCUGCCUGGAAGUCACAAGGCGGGGGAAUCGCGAUAGGAAAAUAAGAGAUUUGCUGGGAAAGCAAAAGUUUGAGCAGAAAUCCCCAGGACCUUUUACUUUCACUUUCAGAGCUGUUGAGCUUCGUGGCCGCGGCUGCUUUGGCAAGACCUUCGGCAGCAGACGGAGACUUUCGCUGCGCCCCCCAUCCCCUUCCCCUUCCACCUUCGCUUGUUUCAGCUGGAAACCAUCCGAAGAAGAAAACAGCGAGUGGCGGGGGGAAGACUCAUGGGGCCUAUCUCCAGAAACGAUGCCUUGGGAAAAUGGAUUGCAAGAACCCAGGAUCCACUGCAGGGAGGAGGGAAUAAAAACUGAGGUGUGUCCAGCAGCUGCAGGUAAACAGUCUUCACGGGCCUCGUCUCACGAUCAUGGAACUGAUUUUUACUAGCAUAAUCUUUGCAAUCCAUCUGCUCUGCUCGGAAGCGUGCCUCGAUGGGGAGUAUGAAAUUAACGGAGGGUGUUGUCCUAUGUGCGGUCCAGGAUACAGAGUUUCCAAAACUUGCACCUCUUCCACCAGUACAAGCUGCCUCCCGUGUACAGAGGGGACAUACAUGGACCACCCACACGGCCUGACCACUUGCUUUCCAUGUCGAAACUGUGAUUCAGGAUCCAACCUGACGAUUAAAGAAAAAUGUACUUAUACCAAGAACUCAGCGUGUUCCUGUGCUUCGGGCUACUACUGCACACAUCAUACUGGUGAAGACUGUGACUCGUGUCAAAAACACACUGUUGCCCAGCCGGGAUAUAGGGUGACACAGGCUGGCACAGAAACCACGGAUACCCAGUAUGAGCCUUGUCCACAUGGCACCUUUUCAACAGAAGCCAUGUCCUCCUCUUGCACACCAUGGACCAACUGCAGCAAAUCAGGCGGAACAGAAGAAACGGCUGGAACAGACAUUUCUGAUGUCGUUUGCAAAAAACCACUUGUAGAGGGCGACAAAGGCAGCAAUGGUCAUAUAAUAGCAAUUAUAAUCGCUAGUCUCUUGGCUCUGUCAACUGCUCUCGCAAUAGCUCUCUUCUUGUGGAGAAGAAAGAGGACGUGUGAAGGUGCUAAGCUGGAGCUCUCAAACAUCGGUGUGGCUUUUCAGUUAAGCAAGUUUGGCUACCCCUGCGUUAUGCUGGUCUUCCGUGCAUUUGAGAACUGCUUGGAGAAGUCACAGGCUCCUCUGCAUCCCAUAUUUGGCCACCAGCUGAGAAUAUACGUGCCCUACCCACACGCACCGUUAACGGCUUUAGCAGUCAUGCAAGGGCAUUUUGGACACAGGCACACUCUGUCAAAGCAGACAGUGCCCAAUUAA